AUGUAUAGUCUAGUUUCAUUUACCACCACAUGUGUCGCCCCAGUCAGUAGUUUACUAAUCCCUGUUGCUCGUAUAAGGUGUGAGUGUUUGAGUAAUGGCGCUUUUGCACUGCCUACAUUUUGAGUUUUGAAGAAUGAAGUACUGGUUGAAAGUGUUCUAAAACACGAGUAGAAAUGUGCUAAUGAUUCCUCAAGUCUGCACAGAUAUGCUCAUUUCCUAUCUAGACUUCUCUACCAGUGAAACAUGGACUUUGUGCCGUAUCAUCCUACACACACGUAACGCAGUGUGACGUUUCCACCCCUUACCUACAAGCUUGUCUGGAAACAACUGUCUCCCUGAUCUUUCAGCUCUGGAACGACGUUGUACGUGUAGCAGAGAAGGACCAGGAACGAUUUCUGACUUGUCGCUUUUAUUAACGAAGAGAACUGUAAACUAAUGAGAAUAGCUUUUUUUCACCUACUGUACAAGUAUGUCUGAUGAAUCGUACCAAUAACAAAUAUGACCAGACUCUAUAUAAAAUGUAAACGGAUAUAUGUUAGUAGGUGUUCAUAAUUUAGUGAAUUAUAUGUGAUACAUUUUCUGAUUUUGAACUAGGUAAGCUUUACUGUAGUUAAUACGCUUCCUGAUUACGUAUUUACUGCCACUUCUCUUUCAAGUUAAGGUGUCUCAUGAUUAGGUUCUUUUUACAGUUGACACGCCUGAUUACAUACUAGUGCUUUUUCGAUAUUCAUUCUAGUUGAUAUUGUUACCGUCGGUAUGGGCCAUGAUUAUACGUGAUUGUUUUUCGCUAUGAUUACGCAUUCUUACAUGAUUUAUGCUUUAGUGCUUACGACUGCUUUUACGCUUCCAAAAAAAGUACUCUCUUCAUUUGAUAUUAUUUGAUUAUGUAUGGAAUUGAAACUUUACACCGUUGUUACUUCUCUCUGGUCUUUAAACUGUUGUUCAACCCAUAAUGCUGUAUUAGAUACUCUCUACAGUUGAUAUUAUCUGAUUAUGUAUGGAAUUGAAACUUUACAUCGAGAAGAAGUAACAACGGGUCUUUAAGCUGUUGUUAGUUACCUCACACCCCCUACGAUGCUGUAUUGUGAUCUUCCCGCGAUGGUUACAAUAUCAAAUCUUUAUGAAAUAUGUGAUAGCAGUGUGGAUAUCAAUUGAGCUGUGUGAUCAAAAAAUCCAUCACAUCAAGAAAGGUAAACUUAAGGUAAUCAAUAGAAGCAAUGUCUAGCCUGUCCACUCGUGUUCUGCAGGUUCUUACACCACUAACAGCUGCCUUGUCUCUUGUGGUUCAGAGCAUUGCCCUCUGCUCUAAUACUUGGUUUCAUAGCGAAGAGCUCAUGAAGAAUCCACAAUACAACGGAUCAGGAGACAGUGAGUUUCUCUCAAAGUUUACCGUCUCGGGUUUAUGGAGUAUUUGUUACACAGAUCCUGGAAAGCUCGAUAUGCGCUGCACUUACAUAGACUAUUUUCCCAAAGAAGAAUACAGUCCGGACCCAAAUGAUUCAACAAUGUCAAUCCCCUACGCGAUGAAGCGAGCUGCCACUUUUAUCUUUUUGAGCUCGUUCACCUUAACAGCUGGGGAACUCCUCUUUCUUCUGGGCCAAUUUAUCAAAAAAUACCGAGUUCUUAUCUUUGCAGGAGGAAUUUCAUUUGUUAUCUCAGGUCUUCUCAUCUUAAUGGGAGUCGUCAUCUACAUAUCAAGUUUUAAAGCUGAGGUUGGCAGCAAGCUUCAAUCCAAGUCAUCGUUUCAAGGGCCAUUAUUGAGCUACCGUUAUGGUUAUUGUUUUAUCUUAGCUGUGACAGGUAUCCUGUUGUGUGAAUUGUCUGGAAUAUUUGCAAUCUCUCUGUAUAUCCAUUGGUAUAAGUAUGAUUACAAAAAAGAAAAUGAAAGACUGAAAUAUUUUGACUUUGUUUUGCCUGAAGAUGACAAACUUACAACACGAUAUCAUCCUACGCAAGAUUAUUCUCAAGAGUCCUCAUUUUGCUCGUCUCUCUCCAGAGGGCGCGUUACCGACAAUGGAGUAUCCCUUUCAAUAUCUAUGCGUGACUUAAAGUGUCACCACUUCCCUCGUCUUCCCCGUGAUAUAACCUGUAAUACCAUGUCCACAACUGCAGAUUUUCACGUCUACAAGGAAUGUUCCAGAGAAGUGCUGUACGAUGACCUUCCCCGAUCCACAGUUGUUUGAAUAGAGUUUACUCUAGAGAUUAAUAAUCUGCUCAGAAUAGGCCAGAAACAAAACCUGCUGCUUAAUUACACGUGAUUCCUCGAUAAGCUUAAUAUAGUCUUCUUUCGCAUGUCUUAAUUCUCAUACGUUUAAAACUAGCAUUAUUUCUCACGUAAAACAGUGACGAAGUCUUUCGUCUAGUUUUACUACUGACUCAUACAGCCUGCGAUCCAGGUUCAACACUUUCUUAAAUAUUAGUAUUAUCAUAUAAACCUGGUAUUCCUUAAGAUUUCAUAAAACUAGAAUAAAUGCUUGUGUACAGUAAAGUACCCAUGAUGAAGUGGAAAACACUGUCUUCCCGAUCGAAGCACGCCAAUUAUUGGCAUAAAAUGAUAAUCAAUAAAAAAUUUCAUUUUCAGCAGUUUUUCUCAGUCGUGUUAAAAGUGUUAAACUUGAUGGAAUAAUUUAAUAUUGGUGUUUCAGUAGGUAGAUAUAAAUUGUGUAGUAUUAGCACUAUUUAAAUUACGAUCAACACUGGUUUCAGCACUUUCCAGUUUCGAGAUAUCAUAAGCUACCAGAGAAUUAUUUGCCUUCAUAAUGCCAUUUAAAAAUAACAUACUAAAAAGCCAGGUCUAACAUGAAAUACGUUGGCUCAUAUCAGGCAGCAAAACUCAGGUCAUGAUUAGGUAAAUAUCAUCAGGUCAGCUAGGUCAGUCACCGAGAUUUGACAUAUAGUGUCGAAUGAAAUGUUUCAUAUAAUAAGGUUUAUUGCCAAAUCUAAUUGGCAUGAUGGCUAAACUACUCGACUCGCAGUCUGUGGGUCACGGGUUCAAAUUCCCGUCCCACCACAUAUGCUCGCCCCUUCAGCCGUGGGGGCGUUUUAACGUGGGGGUUAAUCCUACUAUUCGUUGGUAAAAGAGUAACUCUAGUCUAUCACUGCUAAAUUAAGGCUGGCUAGCGCGGGCACCACUCGUGCAGCUUUGCGCGAAAUUCAAAUGAACUUUCAUUUUCCUUGUUUCAUACUAUAGUUUUCCAAGCCCUCAAGGUCAUGAAACCCCUAAAUGUCUGUCAGAAUUGUACAGUGUUAGUUAUCUAGAAUACAUGUACAUUUUCUUUCUUUGUUUAAAUUCUCCAAUAGGGAGACGAUUUCCACUAGUAAGAUUUUACAUCUCAUUACAUAUUGGGUUAGCACUUAACUGGUUAUAUCACAAAACUGUCUCGUGUGAACAGCAUGAGACACCUUAGCUGUUUUUUUAAGUCCCAACCUUUCUUUACGAAACAGCUACAGUGUCGUAGAGAUCUGCACAGGCCGAAAUUUUAGAAGUUUACCCGGCCCGGCGGUUAUCUGGUCAGAACCCGACGGAUUUUACAAUAUGUUUCUCGAGCCUGCCCAAUUCACGAUUUUCUUCACACUAAACUCGACUUAGGCCCGAAGCUUAAACGAAGUAUUACUCACAAGAUCGGCAGCAUCGGUUGAGAGUGGGAAGGUCAAGGCGAACAAUUUUUAUGUUCCAGCCUGCCAAGAUAGAGAAUGAUGAGGUAAUAAUACAAACUGUUAUAUUAACUACAUUUAAUGUAUUACCAGCCUCAACCAACUCUCUGCAUUGUUACUCCAUGUUAUUGUGCAGAAACAGUCUACAUUUUCACUGCUUAAACAAUGUACUUAUCAAGAUUAUGGUUGCACUUAAUAUGGUCGUUUUAACAAUUGAUUCAAAAGAAGUGUCAGACAUUAUUUGUAGGAUUACAAAUGUCCUUAAAGCGGUGCCUCUGAUACCGAGCAUAAAAAAUUAUGAAACUAUCAAAUAAGUAUUGGUUUGCCACAGCUAUGGGGUUAGGUUACCUUUUUUCAAAAAAUAUAUUUUUUAAACAAAGUUGAAAAAAUUAAGCGAAAAGUCCGAGAAAUCCUGAUCUUUUACAAAUACGUUUUACAAAAGUCUUUUCAUCCAAGCCCGACCCCAGAUCUUUUUUUUGUUGUUGUUAUUGUUAUUACCCAUUCAGCGGAACGGGUUGGUUCGAAACCCACCGGCCAGGCCCGGGCCCGUGUAGACCUCCUAAGUGUCGUUUUAAUUCACUAAUAUAUUGUGAUAUCUAGUUCAACCACGUAUUUAACACAUAUGAGUUCCAACGUUCUUUUUUUUUUGUAAACGUAUAUAUUUAUACAGAAACAUCCUACAUAUACACAGCAAACAGGGAGUGUUGAAAUCAUAUGUUGGUUACAGUUGUUUGAAAUCAGUUUUCAUAAGUGAAGGUAUUUACUUUUAAAUGUAUACAUGACGGAACUAGAACUGUUAUUGUGCAGAUCUGAUGAUGACACACUUACAAUGCAUUAUGAACGAAUAUCUUUUGAUUAGAUUCAGUAUUAAUAACAAAAUACUAGUAUGUUAUUGGAGAAAAUGAAUGUCUUAACGUGUUUAUUCAAAUAUAUUUAAUUGUAAAAUACUUUGCAACUAUCAUACCAAGGUUAUAUGAUUACAUAUGUAAAUCCUGUAGUCAUUCUAAUAAGCUGAUGUCUACAUAACGAUGUCAUUUUCUUAAUAUGAGUGACAUUGUUUAGAAGAGUUAAUAUUUACUUAAAUAUCUUAUCUAUAAUAUGUAUUCAAUCACACUAUUUCCCUUCUCUUUUUAACCACCAGCAAAAAUGUAAUCCUAUGUACCACUACUUUGAGAAUAAUGUAUGUAGAGAACGAAACAAAAAUGUUGAUAAAUAAGAACAUAAUAUAGUAAUUUAAGCUGUGUGUGUAUGACUCUAAUGUUUUAUUAAAGUAUUAGUAGGCUGGAGGUGAUGCACCACUAUUUUCGUAUUAAACUGUAGUCAUUAAAAGUGUUUUGUUUCCUUCUGCUUAGGCAGUUGUCACAAAAAUAUUGUAAAUUUUGCCAUUCGUUAGGCUAUGCUACAUUCUUGAUCUAUGUUAUUACUUGAUUUAUCAUGAUGAAUUGUUGUUACAACGAAUUCUCAUUAAAAUGUUGCAUAACCCUGAAUUUCCUUCUAAAUAAAUUUGUGAUUAUA
Limulus polyphemus (Atlantic horseshoe crab) is the source of this 5169-nucleotide messenger RNA. RefSeq names its product voltage-dependent calcium channel gamma-5 subunit-like. Gene Ontology annotation, biological process: postsynaptic neurotransmitter receptor diffusion trapping; neurotransmitter receptor transport, postsynaptic endosome to lysosome; regulation of AMPA receptor activity. The record is from RefSeq and is a predicted model, not a curated record. Gene Ontology annotation, molecular function: voltage-gated calcium channel activity; channel regulator activity. Gene Ontology annotation, cellular component: AMPA glutamate receptor complex; postsynaptic density membrane. The coding region runs from base 1218 to 2183 and encodes 321 amino acids. The transcript is spliced from 4 exons. NCBI's taxonomy places the organism in Eukaryota, Metazoa, Arthropoda, Merostomata, Xiphosura, Limulidae.